AUGGCACGACACGGAUCUUUUCGAUCAGACACCGGUUCAUACCAGGACGAAGCUUUUCGGUCCGUGGAGCGCUUGGAGCCCAAAACUUACACUGUCCCGGAGACCAGAGACCUCUUGCCGCCCAAGCAACAGGACACACCAGACAAACAGCAACAGUCAUCAUCUUCCGGUUCUGAUAACCCCAGCUCCUCAAAACGCGGCUUGAGAUUCCGCAAAAAGACGCCGAAAAUCUCAACCGGGCUGGCGAGCGCUUUCCCGCGCCCUCCCAAUGCCCUUAAGAGGACUUCGAGUGUGGAACUUAUCGCUGCUCAGUAUCACGCCAUGUCCGAGUCACGGCACAGCUCUAGGUACUCGGACGAGUUUCAGCAGUUCAAGCUGUCGCUCACAGAGAGCGACACCAAGGAACAGAUCAUGACCCAACGGCCUCAACGCAGCGUGUACCACGCCCAAGACUACGACGUCGAUGAUUCAGCUCAUGUGUACGUCGAGACGCCUUCCACUGCCGGACUGCCCGGACCGUCGCCUAUCUCAGACGACGGCACGCUAGUAUCAUUCCAGGAUGAUACCGUAUAUUUCAAGCCGUUUUCGUCUGCGCCCAAGUCUGACCCGGUGUCACCACCCACCGCUGCCGAGGCCAAUCUUGAGUUAAUGGGGGUCGAUGAUAAAACGGAAGACAAUCUCGGCCUUCAAAUCUGCCUCGACCUCCUCACGCGGGAGCUCUCAUCGGCAACUUCAUAUCCCUCCUUUACCUCUUCACCGCAUUCGCCCGAUAGUGGCACAUCAACCCUGCAGGUGUGGACCAUGAUCGAGGCCUACGAGCGGCUGCGUGACAAGAUGGCCGGGAUGAACGGCACAAAUGGACGAGCGCGGUCGAUGGAGAAGAUGUUUGACUCGUGGCUGGGGGCGUUGUACUCGGUACAUGGGUCACUGAAAAAGAACGGUGGGGAAUUCGUUGGGGCGAGGGAUGGGAGGAGGUCUGGAGACAACGGCAUUAAGCAGAGACUAGAGAGGAGUGAGAAGCAUAGGGGUAUGAGGGGGGGGCAGAAGUGA
This is a messenger RNA of Dichotomopilus funicola, 1050 nucleotides long. RefSeq lists its product as uncharacterized. The record is from RefSeq and is a predicted model, not a curated record. NCBI's taxonomy places the organism in Eukaryota, Fungi, Ascomycota, Sordariomycetes, Sordariales, Chaetomiaceae. The coding region runs from base 1 to 1050 and encodes 349 amino acids. The transcript has 4 exons.